Molecule: messenger RNA, 894 nt
Organism: Zonotrichia leucophrys gambelii
Lineage: Eukaryota; Metazoa; Chordata; Aves; Passeriformes; Passerellidae
Gene: NKX2-8
Product: NK2 homeobox 8
Exons: 2
Coding region: 145-855 (236 amino acids)
Biological process (GO): cell differentiation; regulation of transcription by RNA polymerase II
Cellular component (GO): nucleus
Molecular function (GO): RNA polymerase II cis-regulatory region sequence-specific DNA binding; DNA-binding transcription factor activity, RNA polymerase II-specific
Source: RefSeq, a predicted model, not a curated record
UUGGGGUUAGGUGGCGAUGGAAAGGAAGGUCCUCCCGAGCCGAGAGAUUCCCCACUAACUGGACGCAAUCCUUUCCUCGCAGCUUUUAAAGGAAGCGGGUUCGGUUUGGGGUGAUAUUUUUUGGGGGUGUGUGCACAACCUACCAUGGCCACAUCUGGGAGGAUCAGUUUUACAGUGAGGAGCAUUUUGGAUUUACCAGAGCAGGAUGCUAAUAGCAUAAAGCAAGCCUCUGACCAUCGCCACUCAGCGGAGAACUACACCGGCUCGCCGUAUCGAGGGUGGAUAGAAACAGACAGAAGUCACUAUCCCUCUUCCGACGAGAGCGGCCCGGAGAUGAGCUUGCCCGACUCCACCCAAAGGUCGCUCCCCGCCCGCGGCUCGGAGGCCGAGGAGAAGAAGAAGAAGCGGCGGGUGCUCUUCUCCAAGGCGCAGACGCUGGAGCUGGAGCGGCGGUUCCGGCAGCAGAGGUACCUGUCGGCGCCGGAGCGGGAGCAGCUGGCCCGGCUGCUCAGCCUCACCCCCACGCAGGUGAAGAUCUGGUUCCAGAACCACCGCUACAAGAUGAAGCGGGCGCGAAGCGAGGGCCCGGGCAGCCCGCAGCCGCGCCCGCCCGCAAUGCUGCGCCGGGUGGUGGUGCCGGUGCUGGUGCGGGACGGGGAGCCCUGCCGCGGCUGCCCCGCUAGCCCGCCGGCUCCCGCGGCGCGCCCCAAGCUGGGCUGCGCCCUGGCGGGGUGCAGUGCCCAGGCCGCCCUCGCCCUGCAGGGCUACCGAGCCUGCCCGCCCGCCGCCGCCCUCGGCGUCUUCCCCGCGUACCAGCACUUAGCGCACCCGGCCGUGGUCUCCUGGGGAUGGUGACACCGGCGCUCAGCCCUCCGGGGCCGGACUCAUCCCACG